Molecule: messenger RNA, 5932 nt
Organism: Syngnathus typhle (broad-nosed pipefish)
Lineage: Eukaryota; Metazoa; Chordata; Actinopteri; Syngnathiformes; Syngnathidae
Product: XK-related protein 7-like
Exons: 4
Coding region: 330-2144 (604 amino acids)
Biological process (GO): apoptotic process involved in development; engulfment of apoptotic cell; phosphatidylserine exposure on apoptotic cell surface
Cellular component (GO): plasma membrane
Source: RefSeq, a predicted model, not a curated record
UGUUGAACAUGUUCAUGCAUGCAAUUUCUUGACUUGAUCAUUUUGGGUUGUGCUUUUCUUUUCAGAUACACGUGCGCCCCGCGACAUUGCUAUCCCCUCCAGUAUUGUCCACGACGUCGAGAAUUUAUCUGCUGCUACAUGCAUGUGCUUUGCGUUGAUUUUUGGAGACAUCGAUUCAGAAAGCCGCUCAGGCUUUAACGAACGUUCCAAAUGCUGCUUGGCGCUUAAUUGGCUGCUGAUGAGGCUAUUUAUGACGUCACCCCUCCGCUCCCUCCUCCUCCUCCCCACCUCCAUCACCUCUUCCGUCUUUCUCUCCUACCCCAAGCAACAUGGCCGCUAAGUCUGAUGGAGCAGCGGUGGCUGUGGAAGAUGACAACCCGCCCAGGAGCAUCUCGGAACCAGGCCAAGCCACCCCCGCCGCCUCCACCGCGGCCGCCGCCCGGCCCCGGUGCGCCCCCGCGGGCGGACAGGCGUACACGCUGCUGGACUGCUGCUGGGUACUGUGCGCCCUUCUCGUCUUCUUCACCGACGGUGCCACCGACCUGUGGCUGGCCGCCGACUACUACCUGCGAGACGACUACUGGUGGUUCGGCCUGACGCUAGUCUUCGUCGUGGUGCCGUCCGCCGUCGUGCAGGUCCUCAGUUUCAGGUGGUUCGUGUACGACUACUCGGAGCUGAGCGGCGCGGACGCAGCGGCGGGAGCGGCGAGCGAAGCAACGAGCGACGCCGCUGUCGGUACCAAGGACAGCGACCAGCGCGGCGCGGGUGCGGCGGCGAGCAACGCGGCGAACGCGACCGCCGUCCCCGCGCCCUCUUGCGCCUCCGCAGCGACCGAGAGAGGCGGGCGACCACGGAGAUGUUGCACGGUCUGCAUGUGGGUCUUUCAAACGGUGCUCCACGCCUUACAGCUGGGACAAGUGUGGAGGUAUAUCCACGCACUCUUCGUGGGCGCUCAGAGUCGCUGGCACGGUGACGGUUCCCACAACCGUUUCCACUGGCGGCUAAUGUUUGAGAGCGCCGACAUAACCAUGCUUCGUCUCCUGGAGGCAUUCCUCAAGUCGGCGCCGCAGCUUGUCCUUCAGCUAAGCAUCAUGAUCCAUGGAAACGCCGUCCUCCCGCUGCAAGGUCUAUCGGCCUCGGCCUCUCUGGUGUCGCUGGCCUGGAUGAUCGCAUCCUAUCAGAAGGUUCUGAGGGAUUCGCGUGAUGACAAGCUGCCCAUGUCCUACAAGGCCGUCAUCGCCCAGAUCCUCUGGCACUUGUUCACCAUCGGGGCCAGGACCGUGGCCUUUGCCCUCUUCGCUUCCGUCUUCCAGCUCUAUUUUGGAAUAUUCAUCGUCAGUCACUGGUGUAUAAUGACAUUCUGGAUAAUCCAAGGUGAGACUGACUUCUGCAUGUCCAAGUGGGAGGAGAUCAUCUACAACAUGGUGGUGGGCAUCAUCUACAUCUUCUGCUGGUUCAACGUCAAGGAGGGGCCCAGCCGCCUCCGCAUGACUGUCUACUACACGGUAACGCUGGUGGAAAACGUGGCCCUGACGGCCGCCUGGUACACAUACCGUGGGCCUCACACCUCCGACUCGUACGCUCUGGUGGUGGUGUGCCUGGUGGCCUGCAGCUUCGCCUUGGGGACUUUCUUCAUGUUGGUCUACUACUGCUGGCUGCAUCCUGACGGGCCAGUGCUGGGCACAAAUUGGGGAGGGUGCGUGGAUGAGGGGAUAGUGAGCGCAAGCGGCGUGGUGGGUGUGAUCGACGCUUGUCUCACGCCAUCCCAAGGCUCGCAAACAGACAUGGUCAUCACCAGUCCUCCCAGGACUCUUCCCAGGACUAAAGACACGGGAGACAUGGUUCCCGGGGAUCCGGAUAGGGACAGGGAUCGGGACAGUUGCCUGCCGGUUUUCCAGGUGCGUCCGUCCCCUUCAUCCUCCCCGGCGCUCCUCCACAGGACCUCCUCCUCACAAGAGGGCCCUGUGAUCCGGAUCGACCUCCCAAGGAAGAGGUAUCCGGCCUGGGAUGCCCACUUCAUUGACCGUCGCCUUCGCAAGACCAUCUUACUUCUGGAGACCACGUCAGCGUCCAGCCCCAGGAUACAAUACCGGAGUAGCAUGAUGGGCAGCAAAGAGGUGCUGGAGUAUGAGACCACUGUUUAGACGACGCGGGCUUCUUACACUGUAGAAAUGCAGUCUUGGGUCAAAGCUCAGCCAGAGACCAGUUCUCAUCCCAGGGCUCGCUCUGCCAGGAGACACUCAGACAUUGAACAUGGACAGUUUUUUGUUGUCACAAAAGACGGGUGUCUAUACUUGAUUGUAAAAUGUGAAGUGCAAUCCCUGGCCAAGGCACUCUCUCCGCUUGACCAGGUCCUGGUUGAAGCUGAUGAGGGAGUAGGAAUCGGAUAAUCGUUGUCUAAUUGAAACGCUUGGAGGUGAGAAAUUUAAUCUCUCAUGGUGGGACAGAGAAGUGCAGUAUUAGAUUUCAUCCUUCAUGUCAGAAUGAGAUUAAUGAGAUGAUGCAUGAAUGAACAUGAGCUCAAGACUGUGGAAAGCCCUCGCCCCCUACUAUCUGCUAAAAAAGGGGGGAGGUGAUAAUUCAAAGACUGGGACCUGGAAUUCUUGAAGAGCAAACUCACAUGCUGACAAAAGCCUUCCAUCCGUAAUUUAAAUGUUACCGUUAAUCAAAACUAGACUGAAAAAAAAGAUCUUUAGUGUAAAAACAAAAGCGAAAAAGAUAGCAAUUGAACAUUGAGCAGAGUUCGAACUUAAUGUUGAGAGUACAAAACAUUUUGACUGUUGUCUCACCGAGUGAAAACAUAAUCACAACUUCCAGUCGAUUGCAUGUCCUUCUGACCUCGGAAAACAUAACACACGCGCCCUUCUAGGUACACAUAAUGGGAUAAAGUGUUUACAUCACAUGAUCAAGGACUGGCGGGACUAGAAAGCCACGACACACUGUUGUACAGUCAAGUAAAUACUAAUGUCAGAUAUAAGCUAGUAAAACACGUAGUUACUGUAGGUGACCAGUGACUCGACAGAGUCUAAAUGUUAAUUCAAGUUGACUUUUAGCAAAAGAUUCAUAGUGGGGCUCAUAGUUCUUCUACAGUCUUUUUCACUUUUUAUUGGGAAAGUAUGUUUGAAUUGUCUGUCAAGCGAGUGAGGAUGAGCGUUAUCGAGGGUUGGUGUAAUUGUCAUUUGGAAAUACAACCUUGAGUUCACAAUGGUAAUAUCCCCAAAAGAAAAUUUAGCUAGGCUAACAAGUUAGGAUGUCAAGCGCGAGAGUGAAUUAGUUUUUGAAGGGCAAUGUCGUUUACAAAAGGAAACCGCAUACCAGCCUUUUAUUCACGGAUAAGCUACACUCACAGGUAAAAUAAAGAAAGAGCAUAAUUGAUUUUAAAAAUCAAAUGGUGACGUUAGCACAACCACUUGUGUCGAAGCUAAGUGCCUUGAAAAAGUAUUCUUACACCUUGAACAUUUUCACAUUUUGCCACCUUACAACAACAAAUAUUGGUUAUUAAGAUUUUGUGUGAUUGGCCAACACAAAGCAGGAAAUAACUAAAUUGGAACAAAUUUUAAGAGAAUUAAAUUCUGAAAAAUGCGGUGUGCAUUUGUAUUCAGCCCCCCUCAAUAUGAUGAGUUACCUUUCAACAGGUCAAGUAUUUUGGGGAAUUUCUCUACCAGCUUUGCUCAUCUUUAAAUGGAAAUGUUUGAUUUGGGGACACCACAUUUUUCCCGCAUACACAUUCAAGUAAAAUUUUGAAAACCAUUUUUCCUUCCUAGCUGACUACACAAGUAUGUGCUACUUUGUGUUGGUCUUUCACAUUCAAUCUCAACAAAAAUACACUCAAAUUUGUGAUUGUAUGGUCACAAAAAUGCAACAACAACAAAAGUACAAGGGGUAUGAAUAUGUUUUUUAAGGAACUGUAAAUUCAGGCACUUCUCACAAGCUUAAUAUUUUCACAGACAACUUCAAUUUUCCUUGGGACAAUUUUCUUUUGUGAUUUAAAUGUAGUAUAGGAAAAGUAAAAACAUAAGGUACCGUGAAGAUCUUAGUCCCCCAUUAGAUAUUUCUUUUGUGCAGCCCUCCAACAUGGCUGAGCUAUUCACUAAAGUAUGAUUAAUAGGGUGUUGUCAUAUAAUAUUUGUGUUAGUUUGUCCAUCUUUUGGUCAGUAGGGAGCCUACUUCCUGGUUCAUGGAGGGCGAUGAACAGACGGAGUGCCAUAGUAACUCUGAUGAUGAAAUGGUGCGAUUGAUAUCAUUGUCAGAAGAUAAAGAUAACCCGUGUCAACACUUUUAAAACAGCAAAGCUAAUGAUGGCUGUACAGUAGUGUAUGCGGAUGUACGUGAGAUACUUUUUAUUGACAUAACUGCGUUUUUGGUGUAUUUUUUGUUUUUCUAAUUCUGACUUGUCAGAGAAGGGACUAUUUGCAUAAGGAUAAUAUCAGCCUGAUUGGGGUGCUGGAUUUUUUUACUCAACGUAACACUUCAAAAAUUACUUUGGAAUCCCAGUCAUAAUGUUGCAAUACAAAUUAGACCACAGUUUUUUGGUGGAUUUUGUAGCCAAAACUCAAAAAGUACUCCCCCCGGUUGAUAUGAAAUACAACGUGCUAGUAUGCGGUGAUGCCAGGAAGAAGAAAAAACACCUCAGUAAAAGUUUUAUCAGUGCUGAAGUUAUCUGCUCCCUUCCUUUCGGACCCUUGUACUCACGAGGUGCUUAUCACGCAUUCAUGUUAAAUCAAAAAGUGCCAAAAUGACGAAGACUGCUGCUUUUUCCCCCCAGUAUAAUAUGUUUGCGAUACAGUACAGUACAUUCAGGCAGUAUCCAGACCCUGCAUCCUCUUUUUGACACUUAUGUAUGUAGCUGACUUAUAGAAGAAGAAAAAAGUAUCAGUAUUAACCUCCCUUCUCCAUGAGUGGUGGAAAGGUUUGAUAUUUUUUAAACAGUCACCAAUAAUUUGAAAAGGCAAAAGAUUGACAUCAACAGAACUAAAGUGGAACUGCAACAACUGCAAGAAUUUUACCUUGAGUUGUAAUUAAGAGCUGACAUUUCAAGAAUUAAAAAAAUAUAUAUAUCUAGCUGUUGCUGAACCCAACCCUUAAUUAUGAAUAUAAUCAAGAAAUAAUUUUGUAUUGUUAUUAUUGGCGUUAUUGUUAUGGUGCUAGAAAGAAAAGAGGGGAUAUUUGGAUUCAUUCUCGGAUGAGCAUUAAUUUCAGGAUUUAAAACAAAACAUGGAAAAAUACAAUCUCACAUUUUAUUUUCACACUAACCGCCCAUGACUGACUCCAAAAUGUUCUUUUAUUUUCUACUGCUGUUUGCUCACGUGUCUACUUAUUUUUGAGAAUGUACAUAAUGACAGCACACCGAGGUCAUGCGUCAAGAGGAGCUUGUCCCCCGACAAGCGAUGAGCGCAAAGAUCAAAUCAGUGUUGUUGUCAUGAUAACACAACUCGUGGAUGUUAAUGGUGCUGCAAAAGACAACUCAGCCUCGCCCCCCCCCCCCCCCCUUCCAUCAUGUCAAACAUGAUAAGCUAAUGUACAGAAGUUGCCGGUUGUUGAGGGCGGGGCUUCGUUCUCUCAUGAACCAAUCCUUUUGUUUUUGCUGUGGUAAUUAUUUAUUAUUAACUUGAAAUGUAAAAGAAACAAAUCAAUCAUAUUCUAUUAAUUGAAGCAACUUUGACUAUUUAUGUUUAUUUUUGUAUUUGUUUUAUAUAUAUUUCCUAUUGUUUCAUCACUGGGUGGCCAUAUCUUUGGUAUGACUCUUACAUUAAGAUGUUAAAUUAGAUUUUUUUACUCAUUCCGUCUAUAUGUAAAUAAAAAAACUAGGAUGUGUGCGUGCGUGUGUUGUGUGUACUGUGUGUGGAGGCAGGCUGAACACGCCGCAUCAUAUUCUUCAGAGUGAAACUUUCUUGAUGGUGUUAUAAAUAAAUGAAAAAAAGAACUCAACAAG